GCGUUUUGUAUGUAUAUCGGCUAUUUAAUGCCUUUCGUAAAGACUCAUUAGUGCGAGAGAUAUGCUAUGCCACGAAUUCGGGUCCUCAUUUCAAGUAUGGCGAGCACCAGAUUCAACCGCCUGGCUUCCGAAGCAAUUGACACUGUCGAUACCGCCGAGAGAAACUACAAGACAAUCAGAAACGAUAACCACCUUCCUGAAUCCCUCCACGGGGUCGGUCAGACCCUGCAAUCUGUCCAAGGCGCUCUCCGAUCCAUCCAAGGUCCAGUGGAUAGAGACUCUAUCAAGGCCUGUCUUCAGGCACUGACAGCAUUCAACACCAAAGCAAAACUCUCCGAGAGGAUUUUGGUGGACAUUGCUCAGGCCCCCACUGACCGGCGUCUCGAGGCUUAUCGGCAAGCUGUCAAAAAGAAACCUGGCGGAAACAUGAUUGAGCAAUUGGCGAUAGGGAUGGUGGCUGAUCUCAGUACUCUGGCGAGCCGCAGUACGGCCAAGAGGAGCAUGGAAGGGCAACUGGAACAACUCCGGGCAGAGGUGGAAAGGCUGUCGAAGAUGGAGCCGUCCAUAUCAGAGACACGGCCAUACAACAAGUUCUCCAGCAGUGGCCCGGGGAAUCAAUUCAAUGCUACUGGAGGAACUCAGAACAACAACACAGGAAGCGGCAACCAGUUCGCCAGCGUAACCUUUACUGGUCCGGUCAAUUUUGGCCAAAGUGCAUGACGCCGUGUUUUUCCUUUGCAUCGCUGGAAAUUGGACGGCGUCUACUGCCACGAACGGACGAGCAUCGAUGUUGGAAUGAAAAUAGUUUUGUUCAUGAAUUACCCUAUAUCCACAGGCUAGGGCUCGCUAGAUGCGCCAAAGGGUCAGCCAAACGACACCGGCCCGUGAAAGCCACCAAAGAAUUGAUUCCCGUUACCCGUAUUAUUACUUUGUGAUCCUCCAUUGACGUUAAACUGCGAGCCAGAGCCAGAAUUAUUAAACUCGUAGUGCUUUGCUUGUU
Molecule: messenger RNA, 1000 nt
Organism: Aspergillus versicolor CBS 583.65
Lineage: Eukaryota; Fungi; Ascomycota; Eurotiomycetes; Eurotiales; Aspergillaceae
Exons: 1
Coding region: 97-720 (207 amino acids)
Source: RefSeq, a predicted model, not a curated record